Molecule: messenger RNA, 5224 nt
Organism: Haplochromis burtoni (Burton's mouthbrooder)
Lineage: Eukaryota; Metazoa; Chordata; Actinopteri; Cichliformes; Cichlidae
Product: BRCA1 DNA repair associated
Exons: 21
Coding region: 906-5072 (1388 amino acids)
Biological process (GO): dosage compensation by inactivation of X chromosome; double-strand break repair via homologous recombination; chordate embryonic development
Cellular component (GO): BRCA1-A complex; BRCA1-BARD1 complex; plasma membrane
Molecular function (GO): ubiquitin-protein transferase activity; metal ion binding
Source: RefSeq, a predicted model, not a curated record
UCAAAGCAGAAGAAGACGGUAGUUGCGGGAAAACUGAAGCGGAUGAUUCUCAUGUUGGAGGCUCCAAACUGCAAGAAAACAGGUAGUUUUAGCAAUAUUUAUGGAUAUGUACAGUUAUUUACUUGCGCGAUUUGUUUCUUCUUAUGAGAUGUUAGUCUGUCGGGGUGUUUUUGUCGAUUGUCCGAGUCUCAGAAGUUUCAGAACAGAGCUAGUUAUGUAAGUUACACCCCCAAAACAGAGACAGCUAGCCAGCCUGAUGUCGAGAUUUAACUACUUUAAGCGACCGUGUACGAACAUUAAACGGUGUUUUAUAAAGUUGCCAAUAUAUGUAAUCAGUGGCUUUUGACUGACUUCACAAUGCCGCUUCAUUGCGUGGUCGCUGUUUUCAACGUAAUGAUGCUUUAAUAUCAGCAGGCAGACUACUUUUUGUGUAUAAUUGAAGCACUUGUGCCAUUUAUAUAAUAACUUAUUCAAUUGAUGAGAAAAUAGUUGUGCGGUUUCCACUGAGCCCAGUACAAAUAAAACAUCGCGUCUCAGACAACAUGAUUUUCUGCAACAUAACCGAAUCUAUCCUCCUAUUGUCCAGAUAUCUGCCAAGCUAACAGUGCAUGCUGUGUGUACAGUGAGCAAAGUACACGCAAUGAAUAGUUAAACAUUCAGUCAACAAUAGGUUGUAAAGGUAGGCUCCAUGCAUUCAUGCCAAGCAGGUUGGAUUUUAUUUGCAGGAUCAUCCGAGUCAUCGGUAGAACUCUUUGGACUUCAUCUCAUUCAGAAUGACUCAGACAAAUUCCUUGCACAUGCAUAGAAGCUUGAACGUGCUACCCCAGUACUGAAGCCACUUCAUUACCUCCCAGUACAUCUCUGACUUGCUCAUUGUCUGUAACCCUCAGUCUUUUAGAAUCACCAUGAAAACCCCAAAAGUCUCAGAUGUCAAGAAAGGGAUUUCGGCGCUUUGGGAGACUCUGCAGUGUCCCAUUUGCUUGGAUUUAAUGACUGCUCCGGUAUCUACUAAGUGUGACCAUCAAUUCUGCAAAUUUUGCAUGAUGAAACUUUUGGACAAAUCCAAACAAAACAAAGCCAACUGCCCCGUGUGUAAAAGCACAGUCACCAAAAGGAGCUUACAGGAGAGCCCUGGGUUUCAGAAACUUGUCGCUGGUUUGCAGGACAUGAUCCAAGCAUAUGAGCAUGACACUGGCACAAACUACUUCACUGGAACAUCCCAGCAAGGGCGAUGUGCAGGUGUCACAGGUGCAGAAACUACUAAAGGAGCUCUGACAUCUGGAGAUGCAUGUGGCACUGACAUUGACAAUGAACAAAAUGCACUCUUUGGUGAUCUUCCAGAAUCCCACUCCUCAACUAUUGCAGCCCGGAAUGGAUUUGCAAGACUCAUGGGGCUUGAAGAUUCCGCUCCUUUGACGACAGAAAAUGAAGCUCUGGAUAGCGGGCUUGGUGAUGCUCCACUAACGUCUGACAAGAAAAUGUCCAGCCCCACAGACAACAGGGAACCAGUGAAAGCUGAAAUGUCAGACGUUGUGGCGAAUACUUCAAAAACGCGUAGGAAUAGAGGCAAAAGGAGCCGGGAGAAUGCCUCCCUUUAUUCAUCAUUCAUUCCAGAUGAAAACGAAGACCAAUCCCAAAGAAAGUCCUCGAGGAAGAAGCAGAAAAAAGAUGUGGAGCCCGACAAGAUCCUUGACCAUAAGCGUAAGAAAAGUUUAGAGAAGGUUGCAGAGUGGCUCAUGAAAGUUCCAGCUGAAGGAAGUCUUGAGUUAGAAAAACCAGAUGAAAACUCUGAUGACUCUGACAGCUGUUCCUCCGCUUCGACAAUAGAUAUCAGGCAAUGCAACAGUGAACUGAAUCCGAAGAAAGAAGAGCGGGCCAAAGCCCUCGAAGAGCAGGUGUUUGGGGCUGUCUACAGACGAAAAGUGAACAGGAACGUCUCUCCUCCGCUUAAAGUUUUUACAGAGCCAUCGAUAGCUGAAGAAAUAUUGAAGAGUGAAGAUGCUUCCAGUGUUAGAGAGGAAAACGGUUUUGCUUCUUUUGCAAAAAUAAACGAAAGUAACGUGGAGGGUGAGCAGCAAAUGACAGAAGAAAUAAAUGAUGGCAGUGGCAUUUGUAAAUCAGCAGAACAGAUGGAGAUCGGGACAGAAAUUGAUACAGGCAUGCAUGCGGACGAGUUCAACAACUUUCCAGAAAGUCACCAAAACAGAGGCAGAGAUGACGUUUCCAGUGUUGUGCCGGAUAAUGUAGAACAACAACUGGGGAGGAAGACGAGGAAAAGGACGUGCAACGUUCUGCAACAGGUAGACAGCGACUUACAAGAGCAAGCUCGGGCAAAAUCAGAGGGUGGUGAGCAAAAGAAAACUGACAAAAGGAAAGGUAGAAACACAAGAUCCGAAAAAGGCAAGCCCUCCAGAGUGCCGAAACCCCUUGUCCUCGUUGGAGUUCAGAAUGGAGAAACCAGCCCUGUUAUUAGAAUGAGAGCAGAAGAAGUUCAGGUUCAAAUUGAGAAUUACCCUAGCAGCGAGGACCAAGUAACUCCUGUCAUUAAGAGCAGUAGGAGAAGCAGAAGACUUCAGCUGUUUGCUGAGGAAGUCCAGGAGGGUCACAAGCAGGCGAGCGAGAAAGCUAAGGCAACUGAAGGAAACAGCAGUGUGGCAAAGCAGCCGGAACAUGCUAAUGGCGAAGCGCUUGAUGAUGUAAAUAAGGUGGUAAAGUCAGCUAAAAAAAAUGGAUGUGUUUAUAAUGAAGACAUAGGAGAGAUUGAAAACAUAGAGUGUGCUGAGAGAACAUCGAAUCUGAGGCCAACAGAAGCUGUUAAAGAGUUAAAUGCUGCCUCAGGCUCUGCUCAGCUAGAUGAUGCAGCCGUGGUUGAAAGUGACAAUCAAAACAGUAUUCGGUCACAGGCCUCGGUUUGUAAAACUAAAUGUACCGAAACAGAAAACGAGGAGGACAGGAACGACAGUGAGCUCGACACGGAGCAACUUCUCAAGAGCUUCAAAGCAACUAAAAGGAAAUCUUUCUAUCUUGGAAGUCCAGACGUGAAAAGCAGCCGCGGUUCAGACAAAGACGCCAUCAAAGAACCAGAGAAGAAACAUGAAGGUUGUUCUGGUGUUGAAUCUGCAGAAAAGGCUUUAGGAGACUCCAGCAAGUCCUCUUAUGAUUUCAUCUCUCCUUCCAACUCACCGGUCCAGCCGAGAAUACCUGUUUCUGAGAAACGGGAUCCGGCAGCAGUGGAAGCCUUGAUCUCUGAACAAAACUGUUCAGGUCGCUUCAGGAGUAGUCCUAGCAGUGGACUGAGUCCUAACAAGGAGGCAAAACGUGGUGCAGAAAGUCCUCCUCUUUCUGUGGUCCCUCAGGUCGUAGAUUCUGGUCUCCGCUUCACAGCCGUUGAAUGUGAUGAGCUAAAGGAAGCCUCUCAAAACACAGAGAGUCGGGCUGACUGUGAGGAUGUGAAGGGGAUAAAAGAUGACGCACCUGCCACUUUAAAGUGUUCCUCAGUCAACACAGCUGAACAUAGGGGAGUUCCAGAGUCUUCUUUGACCCCUGAUGACCUUAUCGCGUCACCGGUCCAAACUAUCCACAAAGCAGAGAUUAACAGCAACGGUAGUGGAGAGGUCAGCAUCAACUCCUCCAUCAAUAGGAAGCCGAGGAGGAAGAGAAAGGCUCAGAGACUGGAGCCUUCAUCCGAGUCCGAUAGCAGUGGAUCCAAAGAAGAAUUACCCACUCUGACACAAAUCUUUGGAACAUCAGCUCGUCCCUCCGCUCGGAAUCAGAAUCGGAGCGACUCCGGUGAAGAAGACAGAUGCGAGGGAACAGCUGAUGCAGCAGAUCGGUUACCACCUGCAUGCCCCAGCCCCGACUGCGUUGAUUCCAGUCAAGCAUCUGUGGACUUGUUCGGCACGCCAGAAGAAUCAGGUGACGUUCCAGUAAAUGACACCAGUGUUACCAUAGAAUCGUCACAGUUUUCAAGCGAAGUCCUUGUUACACAGCAAAAGAUAGAAAUGCAGAAGGAGCUGGUGAGGCUGGAGAAGCUGAUGGCCCUGGUCUCAGAGGUGCUUCAGGAGAAAGAGAGCAGUCCUUCCAAAGAAAUCCCCCCACAAACCCAUCAGAGCACCAGAGACAUGGGCCCAGACGCUCACAGACAGCUUCCUCGUGACCAGGACGCAGGGCACGCCGCAGACAGGAAAGAUGUUCCAGAAGCGGGACCGAACCUAAACCCAGAACCAUCUGAUUGCAAAGGUGUUCCCGAACCCAACCCGUCAGAGCCUGAAGGUGACACACAGAUGGCAGCGCAGAAGUCUGCGCAUAAAGGGGUCGGUGUCAAAGGCACUGGAGUCUCCAAAACACCGUCUUCAACUUCAGCAGCUAAGACUCAGAAGGACAGCAGUUCUCUGUCCGACGGGCAAGAAGACAAAGAAAAUAACAGCCCUCCAAAAGACGCAUGCAAAGCUAAGCUGGUGCUUGUGUCAUCAGGAUUGGGCCCAAAUGAGCAGAUUAUGGUGAAAAAGUUUGCCAAGAGAGUUGGUGCCCGUGUGGUUUCCCAGGUAACACCAGAAGUGACUCAUGUCAUCAUGCGUACAGAUGAACAGCUGGUAUGUGAGCGCACACUGAAAUACUUCCUGGGAAUUGCAGGCAGGAAGUGGGUGUUGAGUUUCCAGUGGAUUUCUGAGUGCUUCAAACAAAAGAAAGUCUUAGAUGAGAGUCCGUUUGAGGUGAGAGGGGAUGUGGUGAAUGGGCCCAACCACCAGGGCCCCUCAAGAGCUCGGACCACUGAAGACAGUAAUCUGCUCAUGAAGGGCUUCAGCAUCUGCUUCCAGGGGCCUUUUACAGACAUGACUGCAGAUAAAAUGGAGUGGAUGGUGGAGCUCUGUGGAGCCGCUGUAGUGAAAGAUCCACUUCUACUCGAUGGUAAACAGAAGUCCCGGCAGCUCGUCAUUGUACAGCCUAAACCAGAGUCAUCAUCUUCAACUUACAACAGUCUUUCCAAACAAGCUACUGUUGUAACCCGUGGUUGGUUGUUGGAUACAGUUGCAACCUACACCCUUCAAAAUUACAGCAGCUACAGAACAUAACCCAAGGAACCCAGAGAUCUUCCCACGGCUUCACUAUGUCCUCUUAUGGGGAAUUUAACUGUUCCAUUUUUUGUUUUUCCAAAAUAUCCACCUGUUAUACAUAUUUCUGUGUCUCUCAUUGUAUGAUGUAUAUAAAGUACUCGACUAAAGAG